Molecule: messenger RNA, 651 nt
Organism: Stylonychia lemnae
Lineage: Eukaryota; Ciliophora; Spirotrichea; Sporadotrichida; Oxytrichidae
Source: the annotation of a GenBank genome assembly
AUGUCUUAAGAAUAGCAAGUGCAAAAAGUGCUUAAGUUUAACGUGCCUGAGGGUAGCUAGAAACCAGGGUCAAAGCAAUUCAGUGAAGAUAAACCUGGAUUAUCAAAAGUUUAGUUAUAAGCUUAGAAGGAUCAAGUGAUGAUGACGAGCAUAACUACAAAGGGCGGCAUUAGAAACAAAAAAGUCAUUACUUUGCUGGAAAAAUAAGUAUAUCCAGAGGUGAGAGCUGGCUUAUCGAUGAUUGAAAAGAAAAAUUCAUCAGCCAGGAGAGCAGCCAUAAAGCUCGAAAAGAUGAAACGAAGACUAGAAAUGGGGUCUGACUUCGAUGAAGACAGUGCAGGGGAGCAUUAUCAUCCUACAGCUAUUCACUCUCCUACUAGGAAAUACAGAGGUGGAGGAGCAGUCAGUCCCACCCCUAAUAGGUAAUACCAAUCAACUCUUGAGGAUCAUGAUGAUGGAGGAAGAGAUGAUGAAGAUGAGUCUAUAGAUGAAUUCGAUUCAGAUGAAGACUAUACAGAGGAUGAAAAUAUGAGUCCUAGCAAUGACAACAGAGGAGAUGAUGAUGAAAGGCAGAUACAUGAGAUAUUCAAUCCUUUUAUGGAGUUCGCAGAUGUUCUUAGGAAAAUCAAAACACAGAGAUAGUAGAAAUGA